AAACAAAAUUUAAAAAUUACUGAAUGGGAUUCAAGUAAAAAUUAUUGGACAUUAGCUAGUACUACAAGAAGAUCCCAAGAAGGAGCACUUAUUAUUGGUUCUGGUCUAGAAGGAAAGAAAGAGGCAGAAUGGACACAAGACAAAGGAGAGAAAACCGUAUUUUCUUUAUUUGGUGAAUAUGCUAAAUUCUAUAGUCCAAGAUCUUGUCCAAACUUCAUAGAACAACAGAAAAUGGCAGUAAAAGACUUGUUAACAAAGGGUGCAACAAAUUAUAAAAAUUUAUUUGCAAAAUUAAAAGAAGCGUAUAAAAUAGAUGCAACGAAAGGUCCUCAGAAUGUUUGGCUGGCAUAUGAAACUUUAAAUUUACAAAGCAAGCUCAAUCAAGCUCCAGAAUGGUUUGAAAGUAUGAAAAACGAGCUGAAAAGUUUUUCCGAAGAAUAUUUAUGGAGGGCUCUAACUUCUAAUGAGAAUCUUAGAAAGAUGUCAGGAGGCCGUAUGAUUAACGAUAUAUUGAACGAUAUCGAUAGUAUAAAAGAAGGAAAGGGACAACCGGGUGCUCCUGGAAAAACAGGAAAUAAAUUAUCAGUGCUGACCGUUCCUCAAGCUAUCUUAGCAGCAUUUGUUUCAGCUUUUGCUCCCAAAGGUACAAAAAUUGAAAAUCAGGACCUUGGUCCGUCUAGUUUAUAUCCUGGCCAAGGAGCACUCCACGUUAUUGAACUGCACAAGGAUAACAACCAAUGGAGUGUGAAAGUUCUCUAUAGAAACAAUGACAAAAUGGAACUGAGACCUAUGAAACUUCCAUCAUGCGAUGACAAAUGUCCUUAUGAAACUUUUAAAUCAACUCUACAAUCCUAUGAUAUGAAAAAGCAAGAUCAUGAUAAAUUAUGUAAAAAGCAAUAAAACUGUUGG
Ctenocephalides felis (cat flea) is the source of this 909-nucleotide messenger RNA. Its product is annotated as lysosomal acid phosphatase-like. The record is from RefSeq and is a predicted model, not a curated record. The annotation marks the transcript as partial. Lineage: Eukaryota; Metazoa; Arthropoda; Insecta; Siphonaptera; Pulicidae. The transcript is spliced from 6 exons.